UUUUCGUCCUCUAAUAGCCGGAAGCAGAAGGAGGCGGUGGUGGCGUCUGACACGGGAAGCUUCGGUACUUUCCGACGGAAUUGCGAAACGAUUCCACCACAUAAAACCAGAGGCUCUGACCACCUCUGAAUUUAUUAAAAUAUUUUUAAUUUGGUUUUUGCAAUUCAAUUAUGGAGGCUUAAACACCCACAAAAGUGAUGUCCGACAUGGGGGGAGGGGUUUGAGAAUAGUCCUUGAUCUUUUUGUGUGUGUGUGUGAUGUUUGAGGCGUUUGUUUAACAUAUAAUGUUUGUACGCAUAUUCACAUACAGUAUGUUUAAGUUUAAAUGGUUAGAUAAUGUGUUAGACAUGUCUUUGCUACAUUUACAAGAUCGUGAAGUGUACACGGAUCCUGGAUGAUCCAACCAAAGCAUGAUGCCAGGAUUAGUUUUCAGGAUGUAUUUUAAGCAUACCAAUUAAAGCAGUUUGUCCUUUUUUUGCUGCACAGGAUGUGUUUUGUUUGACUGUAGCUGAAAUAGAACUAUUGAUGUUUCUGUUCAGCGGUUGUUCACUCUGUAAUGUACAGGUAACAUGGACGCAAGGGGUAAAGUUUAUAUUCGGGUAUUAUGAUUCUUGAGAAAAAAAGGGUGACAGCUAUGUGACAAGGGUGGUUGCUGAGCUGGUAGUUUUGUUUCUUCUGCAUAAGAGCUCUUAAGUUUCAUAAUCAUUUAAGCCUUGCUUUCUUUCUUACUGUCUUGAGCUGACUCAAACCUCGCUGUUCUUCUGUCCUUUUAUCUAUUUGUCUAUUUUCCGUUUCAGUGUCACUGAUUGUGUCUGUAUGAGAGAGCGAUACCUUGGGUUUUCUCAAACCCCUCUCCCUUUAAAGGACAUUGCUUUUACUUUAAAAUAUUCUACUUAAAUCCAAAAAUGGAAACUCUUGUUCAACUCAAAAACAACCAGUUCUUGAUGGGGCUUUGUCGCAAUGGGCCACCACCUGACCUACAAUAUGAUAACUCCUCAGAGCUUUUCCGCAUCUCCACCUUUGCUCGUUUCCCGACUUCGGUUGUCACAGAGCGAAGUCUGGCGAGAGCGGGCUGGUUCUACACCGGCGUUGGCGACCGUGUGCAGUGUUUCAGGUGUAACGUGACGGCAGAGGGAUGGCAGACCGGGGACUGUCCAACAGAGAAACACAGACAGCUUUCUCCUUCCUGCUCCUUCAUCCAGAGCCUCCCGUCGACAGCCAACCUGCUGUCCUCCUCUCACUCUGCCUUCUCCCCACUCCGCAUUGCUCCAGCCAUACCACUUGCUGGUCCAGGCCCGGCUGCUCCUAACCCAUCAGUAAGCCAAGGUGAAGAGCCAGCUGGCUACCUAAAUAUGGCCUUCUCUGCUCCACCACCCUCCAGCCCACUGACUUCUCGUGGUGUAGAGGACAUGUCCCACCAGAGACCGACGUGUCACAACCCCAGCAUGCGCAGAGAGCAAGACCGCCUGGACUCCUUCCACUCCUGGUCACUCACCAUCAUCACCCCUGCAGAGCUCGCCAAGGCAGGCUUCUACUACCUGGGGCAGGGCGACCGAGUGGCCUGCUUCAGCUGCGGAGGACAGCUGAGUAACUGGGAGCCAGGUGACAGAGCCGUAUCCGAACACCAGAGGCAUUAUCCAAACUGCCGUUUUGUCCGAGGGGACAGAGCUGACAACGUGUCGCUGGCUGGUGCUGCAGCAACUGCAUCAUUAGCGGUAACUUCCCAGCUGUCUUCAGGAGCCCCGGUCCUCAGCAAUGUGUCCAACCCUGGCAUGCAACAGAGCGAAGAACGGCUGCUCACCUUUGUCAACUGGCCAUCUCGUAUCCCCGUUCGGCCCGACCAGCUGGCUAAAGCCGGCUUCUACUACGUAGGUCGUAAUGAUGAUGUCAAGUGUUUCUGCUGUGAUGGAGGCCUUCGAUGCUGGGAGUCCGGAGAUGACCCAUGGGUGGAGCAUGCUAAGUGGUUUCCUCGGUGUGAAUAUUUGCUCCAGGAGAAGGGACAAGAGUUUGUUCACCAAAUCCAGGCUCGUUUUCCUCGACUGUUUGAGCAGCUGUUAAAUAAUGGAGACAGCAACUCCAGAGAGUUUGUGGAUCCACCAGUGGUUCAUCUCGGCCCAGGAGAGGAGCGGUCCGAGGAUGCCGUUAUGAUGAACACCCCUGUGAUUAAGUCAGCUUUAGAGAUGGGCUUUGAGCGCAGUCUGGUCAAGCAAACGGUCCAGAGCAAGAUCCUGACCAGUGGAGAGAACUACAGAACAGUUCAGGAGCUGGUCUCAGACCUGCUGAGUGCAGAAGAUCAGAAAAGAGAAGAGGAGCGAGAGAUGCUGGCAGAGGCGAUGGCAUCAGAUGGUUUCACCUUCGUAAAGAGACACCAGGCAGCGUUGAUCCAACGUCUGAAGAGUGUCGAGCCAGUGUUGGAGCAUUUAAGAGAGCAAAAUGUGUUGUCUGCUGAGGAGUACAGCGGACUUCAGGCUCAGACGUCAGCCCAGCAGCAAACCGCCAGGCUGAUAGAGCUCGUCUUGACCAAAGGAAACGCUGCAGCCGAAGUUUUCCGCAAUUGGAUCCAGAAAAACGAUGUCCACCUGCUCAGAGAUCUCAUGGCGCAGUCAAACGAAGCUGCAUCACCAAGCCAAGAUCUUUCAGACCUCCCGAUGGAGGAGCAGCUGCGGCGAUUGCAGGAGGAGCGUACUUGUAAGGUGUGUAUGGACAAAGAGGUCAACAUCGUUUUCAUCCCAUGUGGACACCUGGUGGUGUGCAAAGAGUGUGCGCCGUCACUGAGAAAGUGUCCGAUCUGCAGAGGCCUGGUUAAAGGCACAGUUCGAACCUUCCUCUCAUAACCACAAAGCUGUCCCACAGUUUUAUGUAUAACAGCAGUGUGAUGGAGUGUAAGCAAUAUGAUAAUAAUUUAUAUUUUUUGAUUAUCUUUAUACACCUUUAUUCAUCUAAUAUGUGACUUGUCUGUGUUAAGUUUAAGAGACAGUGAAGAUAUUGCCAAAUUGAUGUCAUUUAUGUAAAUAUCCAGAUAAAUGUCUAAACGGGAUUUAAAGUAAUUUGUCAUUUUUAGUACAAGCUUUCAGACUUCAUAUCCUUUAAUGGGUGUAUCUUCAUGGGUGUAUUUUCAUGUUAUUGUAUAUCACACAAAUUGGAAAAUAAUCUAGCUACUGUGCAAUGAUUCGUCCAUAUUUGGAUAAAACUUCAAAUAACGUACUUGUAUUGUAACAUGAUUACUAAAGUCUAUGACAUUGCGUAUCGCAAAACCCUAAUGGUAGUCUGUUGCUUUUGUAAUGUAUAGGGAAUAAUAAAAUAAGGUUUAAGUCUAAUAAAACAGCUUGCAAAAUAUAUUUUUUGAAGGUUUUAAGCUUGUUAAAAUGCCACAUGUCAGAUUUUCAUUUUGAACUGAGUUGAGACUUAGACAUAAAGAGGAAUGGUUAACUGUGACCCAAAGUGUUGAUUCAUCCAAAGUUACCAAUAUGUAAACUUGACAGUCUUAUUUAAAGCAGAAAAAUACUUCUGUAAUGAAGAUCCAGUAAUGAAGGAAUCCAAAAAACUUUACAUGAACACCACCAUCUAGAGCAAAUUAAUGAAGGUGAAGGGGGUCUAUUAUGUUUGUGAACUUUGCCAACUUAUAGUGACUGCUACACUUCAGAUUUUGGUACCAGUGUGUCAAACUUGGAAGUUUGUUUUACUGUGAGGUCAAAACUUAAGUCACUUUGAAUGUAAAUGCGUAUUUAAAUUGUUCUGUAUGAAUAGCCAACAGUCAAAAUGUAAAUGGCUACUGCAAUGUAACUACAGACAGACGCCAUUUGUUUAGAUCAUAUUCUGUUCAGUAAAAAUUAAAGUCUUCAUAAAGUUAA
Acanthochromis polyacanthus (spiny chromis) is the source of this 3851-nucleotide messenger RNA. RefSeq names its product baculoviral IAP repeat containing 2 (gene birc2). The transcript has 13 exons. Gene Ontology annotation, cellular component: nucleus; cytoplasm. Gene Ontology annotation, biological process: regulation of apoptotic process. Lineage: Eukaryota; Metazoa; Chordata; Actinopteri; Pomacentridae. The coding region runs from base 906 to 2834 and encodes 642 amino acids. The record is from RefSeq and is a predicted model, not a curated record.